AUGGCUAUUGCAUUAUUUUUCUAUGAUGUAUGUAUGCCUAUGAACGCAGCUAAUUCUAGGUUCUAUCAGCCUAUGAUCAGCAAAAUUGGAAGCAUGGGACAUGGUUAUGUAGGGCCUUCUUAUCAUGCUUUAAGGGUUGGUUUACUACGUGAUGCUAAGUUGCAAGUUUCUUUGAUUGUCGACUCUUUUAGGAGUACAUGGGCUGAUACUGGUUGUACUUUGAUGGGUGAUGGGUGGAAAGAUACUAGGCAAAGGCCACUGAUUAAUUUUUUGGUCUACUGUCCUAAGGGGAUAACUUUUAUCAAGUCAGUUGAUGCUUCAGGAAUAUAUACAAAUGCAGAGAAUUUGUGCAACCUAUUUGCUGAGGUUGUGGAGAUGAUUGGCCCCCAAAAUGUGGUCCACAUGGUGACAGAUAGUGCACCUAACUACAAAGCUGCUGGUGGUAGACUUGUAGAAAGAUAUCCUACCAUAUACUGGUCACCGUGUGCUGCUCACUGCAUUAACUUGAUAUUAGAAGACGUGGGAAAGCUGUCUCAUGUGGAUAAAUUAACCAGCAAUGCAUCAAAGAUCACUGUGUUUGUGUAUAACCAUAAGCAUAUUUUGAACUGGUUGAGAAACAGGCCUGGUUGGAGAGAGAUAAUCCGCCCUGGGGAAACUCGGUUUGCUACAAGUUUCAUAGCUUUACAAAGUUUACAUGCCCAUAAGGAUGAUUUGCAGAGUAUGGUUGUUGAUGAGGAGUUCAGAAAGAUCUCAAGAUCUGAGAAAGCAAAACGUGUGAAACAGCUUAUCUUUGAUGAAGACUUUUGGAAGGAGUGCUUUAUGAUUGUUCAGAUUAUGACUCCGUUGAUCCGUUUGUUGCGUAUUUGUGAUGCUGAUGAGAAGCCAUCUUUGCCUUAUGUAUAUGAAGGGAUGUAUAGGGCACGGCUAGGCAUCAAAAACAUAUUCAAGAAAGAAAAAAAUCUUUAUAGGUCUUAUACGAGGAUCAUUGAUAAUAGGUGGGAUAGGAUGUUGCGUAGUGAUAUCUAUGCUGCAGCUUAUUUUUUGAAUCCAGCCUUCUUGUAUGACAAACAGAAUUUUUGCGAUAAAGCUGAGAUUACAAGAGGAAUGCUAAAUCUGAUUGACAAGCAGAAGGGUAGUCUAAGUGAAACAAAGCUGGUAUCAACCCUUCGUUGCUAUAGAGAUCGAGAACUUAGUUUCUCUAGAGAAAUGGCACUUACUUGUAGCAAAACUACUCGACCUGAUGAAUGGUGGAAACUCUUUGGUUGUGAUAUUCCUGAUUUGCAAAAGCUUGCAAUCCGAAUCCUUAGUCAAACAGCUUCUUCAUCUGGAUGUGAGCGAAAUUGGAGUGUCUUUGAACGCAUUCAUACCAAGAAAAGAAACAAGCUAGAGCAUCAAAGACUCAAUGAUCUUGUAUAUGUUCACUACAACUUGCGUUUACAAAACAGGUAUGGGACAAAAAGAUCAUAUGAUCCCGUUGAUUAUGAGUCAAUUGAUAAGACUGAGUUUUGGAUUGUGGAAGAAGAAGGAGAAGGAGAACUUGAUUUUUCUGAAUUAGAAGAAAAACUUCUUGAAGAAUAUCCUAAAGAUGGUGAAGAACUCAUUCAUGGUGGUGAAGAUUUAGAGUGA
Molecule: messenger RNA, 1626 nt
Organism: Raphanus sativus (radish)
Lineage: Eukaryota; Viridiplantae; Streptophyta; Magnoliopsida; Brassicales; Brassicaceae
Exons: 4
Coding region: 1-1626 (541 amino acids)
Molecular function (GO): protein dimerization activity
Source: RefSeq, a predicted model, not a curated record